AUGCAGAACUCCCGCACUUUGGCCCGUAUCAUCUGGAUUCAUAAGACCGAGCGCGAAGGUGAAGAAGGAAAGGAGGAUAUAAUCUCCAAGCUAACGGGAAUCAACCUCAUCGUGGCUUUCGCUGUUGCCCUCAAGCAUAAACUGCGUUUCGAGCCUGGUAGCGGCUAUGAGGAUAUCUCCGGCCUUAUUGAUCACCUUGAUACGUUUGCCAAAGCUGCCAACGACCCAAAUGCGGCAUCAGGGAAGAAGCCAGGCAUGAUGAAAGCUCUUGGCCAAUACUUGAGUAUUCCAAUGGCCAUGUCCAACCCACGCAAGCAGAUCAAGCGCUCCGAUAAACCUCUCGGAAACUUGCCAGCCGAGAUUCUCAACUACCUGUCCGCUUAUAUCCACGAGUCGUUGAUUAACGGUUCGAUUCCCAUGCCUGUGCAUCAGUCGCAAGCUGGUGCUUGUCUCAACGCCUUGGAAGAAGUUAUGACCGGCAACGAGCGUGUGCUUAACACUCCACUUCCAUUGGCGUACACCAUUUUGAUUUCUCAAAUCACUUGGCUCUACGUUCUUGCCCUGCCCUUCCAACUCGUCAACAAACUUGAAUGGGUUGCCAUCCCUGGAACUAUCGCUGCUACCUACAUCAUCCACGGCAUUGCCUCCAUCUGUGCUGAAAUCGAAAACCCCUUCGGUGAUGACGUCAAUGAUCUUCCCCUUGAUAUCUUCUGCCAACAACUGGCAGCUGACCUUGAUAUCAUCACCUCCACUCCUCCAGCUAAGGCAGACGACUUCAUCAACCGCGAGCACAACUAUGUUCUCUACCCACUUAGCAAGAGCAGUGUUAACAUGUGGAAGGACCGCAGUGUGGAGGAUAUCCGCGCUGCUCUCAAGGCCAAAGCCACACUUACCCCUGCCAGACUCAACGAGGCUGGAUCAAGAGACAUAGCGUUGGCCGUGAAGGGCCAAGAUGAAUCCAUUGCAUGA
Molecule: messenger RNA, 969 nt
Organism: Trichophyton benhamiae CBS 112371
Lineage: Eukaryota; Fungi; Ascomycota; Eurotiomycetes; Onygenales; Arthrodermataceae
Exons: 3
Coding region: 1-969 (322 amino acids)
Molecular function (GO): chloride channel activity
Source: RefSeq, a predicted model, not a curated record